AUGUCUCAGCCUCAAGACAAGCACGAAGCUCAGCUAGCUGCUGACGAGGGCAGUAUUGCUUCCUCAAAAACAAGUCUUCGCGACUCUAUAAUCGAUUAUCGCAUUGAAAACGGCCGAACAUACCAUCGUUACAAAGAGGGCAAAUACAAUCUCCCGAAUGACGACCAGGAAAACAGCAGGCUUGAUUCAAAUCAUCAGCUGUGGUUGAUCACUCUUGAUAACAAACUCGGUGUUGCCCCGCCCUGCGAAAAAGACUCGACAGUCGGCCGAGUGCUUGAUGUCGGCACUGGCACAGGCAUCUGGGCCAUUGACUUCGGAGACGAACAUCCGGAAGCUGACGUCUACGGAAACGACCUAUCCGCCGUUCAGACUACUCUCGUACCGCCAAACGUCAAGUUUGAAGUUGAUGACAUCGAAGACGAGUGGACAUACUCUCGUCCAUUUGAGUACAUCCAUAGCCGGCUCAUGACUUCCAGUCUCAGUGACUGGCCCGUGUUCCUGAGGCGUUGUUUUGAUAAUCUGGAGCCUGGCGGUUACCUCGAAUUAAAAGAAACCGACAUCAUUCCACGAUCUGACGAUGACACCCUCAAUCCCGCGCAUGCGAUCAUGAAAUGGGCUAAUCUCCUUCUGCAGGCGUCAAUCAAGCUUGGGCGGCCCUACAUGGAGAUCCCAACUUUGAAGCAGCUCAUGAUAGACGCAGGCUUCGAGGAUGUCACAAUGCACGUCUAUAAGUGGCCUACUAAUGGGUGGCCUAAGGACUCGAGACAUAGGGAGAUUGGCAUAUGGAACUACGAAAAUACAAUGAUGGGCUUAGAAGGCUACACGAUGGCCCCGUUAACGCGCGCUCUGGAUUGGACGCCAGCAGAGGUUGACGUCUUCCUCACUGAUGUGCGCAAGGACCUCAAGGAUCGAAGCAUUCAUGCCUACUGGCCCCACCUUCGCGAAUCCGUGCAGGACUACCUUGUGGAGAAUGGGCGCACCUAUCAUCGGUACAAGGAAGGCAAAUACAAUUUGCCCAACGAUGAGAGAGAGAAUGACAGAACAGGUCAGACUAUUCCAUUCACCUCCGUUGGCGUAAUUGACCGAAGCACAGACAUGAUCCAUGCCCUGUGGCUUCUCACGCUUGAAGAUAGGCUUGGGCUCGCUCCUCCAUGUGAUCUUGAGACCAAGGUCGGCCGAGUUCUCGACGUUGGCACAGGCACGGGAAUAUGGGCAAUCAACUUCGCAGACGACCACCCAGAAUCUGAGGUUCUUGGAAACGAUCUUUCGCCGAUUCAGCCAGGCGAUGUGCCGCCCAAUGUGCGGUUCGAGGUCGAUGAUAUCGAUGAUGAAUGGACAUUUUCACAGCCAUUCGAUUACAUCCACAGUCGAGUUAUGACCUCAAGUAUUGCCGACUGGCCUCAAUACCUAAAGAAGUGCUUCGACAAUCUCAAACCCGGCGGUUAUCUCGAGCUUCAGGAAGGCGAUCUCUUCCCCACAUCGGACGAUGGGACUCUUUCAAAGGAAAGUUCAUUGAUGAAGUGGGCGGACCUCUUGUACGAUGCUUCAGUCAAAUUCGGCCGCCCAUUUGUGCAAGUCCCUUCACUAAGGCAAGCUAUGAUUGACGCUGGCUUUGAGGACGUCACCAUGAGCACUUAUAAGUGGCCAUCUAAUAGCUGGCCGAGGGAUGUUCAUUUUAAGGAGCUCGGGAUGUGGCAGAGGGAGCAAAUGCUCAGCGGGCUAGAGGGGUUCAGCUUAGCUCCUUUGACACGUGCCCAUGAAUGGACACCCACGGAAGUAAGCGUCUUUCUCAUCGACGUUCGAAAGGAUAUCAACGACAGAAAUAUUCACGCAUACUGGCCGCCUGGCGAUGAUGAUUCCCGAUCGGAAAUUGGAAGUAGCGUGGCUUCUUCAACCACCAGUCUUCGGCCUUCACUUCGGGAUUAUCGUGAGGAAAAUGGCCGGACGUACCACCAAUACAAGGACGGCAAAUACAACCUUCCAAAUGACGACAGAGAGCUGGAUAGGCAGGAUCUGGAGCACCAGUUAUGGCUUCUUACCCUGGACGACAGGCUCGGUCUUGCCCCGCCGUGCCAGCCGAACGCCAAGGUCGGUAGAGUACUCGAUGUCGGAACAGGAACAGGAAUCUGGGCUCUGAACUACGGUGACGAACACCCAGAGGCUGAGGUCUAUGGAAAUGAUCUUUCUCCGGUUCAGCCCGGCCACGUGCCGCCUAAUGUCAGAUUCGAGGUUGACGAUGUAGAAGACGAGUGGACCUUUUCUCGCCCAUUCACGUACAUCCAUAGCAGAGUAAUGACCUCCAGCAUCAGCGAUUGGCGCCUCUAUCUGCGUCGCUGCUUUGACAACCUCGAGCCUGGUGGCUGGCUUGAACUUCAGGAGCUCGACUGCGUCCCGCGCUCCGAUGACGGAACCCUCACUACGGAAAGCCCCCUGAAUAAAUGGGCUGAUCUUCUUGUUGAGGCAUCUGAAAAGCUCGGACGUCCUUACGUCCGAAUUCCCCCGCUCAAGGAUCUCAUGGCUGAAAUCGGGUUCGAGGAAGUGGUCAUCUACAUGAACAAGUGGCCCACGAAUAGCUGGCCUAAGGAUUUGAAGUUCAAAGAGCUGGGAAUGUGGCAAAACCAGAGCAUGAUGGAAGGGCUCGAGGGAUUUACCAUGGCGCCUUUCACGCGCGCGCUGGAGUGGAAGAAGGACGAGGUCAACGUUUUCCUCAUUGAUGUCCGCAAGGAGAUCAACAACAGGGAAGUUCACGCGUACUGGCCUAUAUACUUCAUCAUGGGUCGCAAGCCUUUGAAGGAGCAGACGCCGGCUCCGGCCUAA
Messenger RNA from Colletotrichum gloeosporioides, 2817 nucleotides. RefSeq names its product N-methyltransferase tcpN. The transcript has 20 exons. NCBI's taxonomy places the organism in Eukaryota, Fungi, Ascomycota, Sordariomycetes, Glomerellales, Glomerellaceae. The record is from RefSeq and is a predicted model, not a curated record. The coding region runs from base 1 to 2817 and encodes 938 amino acids. Gene Ontology annotation, molecular function: methyltransferase activity.